Postia placenta MAD-698-R-SB12 is the source of this 735-nucleotide messenger RNA. RefSeq lists its product as hypothetical. The coding region runs from base 1 to 735 and encodes 244 amino acids. Lineage: Eukaryota; Fungi; Basidiomycota; Agaricomycetes; Polyporales; Adustoporiaceae. The transcript is spliced from 10 exons. The record is from RefSeq and is a predicted model, not a curated record.
AUGCUCGUUAAGGACGAACAGCUGACAAUUACGCAGGCGGAAUGGUUUACGAAUCUGUUUGAUAUCUCUGAUGUACAGAACUAUAACUCCAACUGUCAAGCAGCGGAGACAUCUAGCCAUUCAACCGUCUGGCUUUUCUACGUCUUCGCAAUGUCUUACGACUUCGUCAUGCUUUGCACCUCGACAUUCUAUCUACUCCGGUACACACCACCGUCUGGCAGGAUGACCCGUCUGGUGAAGUUGAUGUUUUUUGACGGCCUAGGAUUUUUCGUGAUCCUGACUGCCGUGAAUGUCUUCAAUCUAAUUUUGUUCAGAACAAGCGAUAAGUUGACACAGGCAUCUGGAACAUGUCUCGGAGAGGCAUUGACAUGGAUAAUGAGCCAGAAAAUCCUCAUUCAUUUACGAGACGCGGCCGCCGACCACCAUCGCAGCACGCAAGUAGUCUCAAGACCACCCCACUCCCCACGCUCCGUCUCGCACGCGAUGCGCUCGCAAUUUGAUUCCAAAGACAGCACGGACGACGAGUUCAACCUCUCACGGACGCCCGCACCCGACGGUCUGUCAGUCACGGACAUCGUGCGCAACUUGAGCGAUGUGGAGCUAGAUGUAGAGGUGCAAGUCGGGCACAGCGUCACGGUGGAGUGUGACCCAGAGGCGUGCCCAAACGAGCCGUAUCGCGGCGUAGUAUGGUCGGGCGACGGAACGCCAACAGCCAAGGAAGACACGGCAUGCUAA